Messenger RNA from Hippopotamus amphibius kiboko, 381 nucleotides. RefSeq names its product seminal plasma sperm motility inhibitor-like. The transcript has 5 exons. Lineage: Eukaryota; Metazoa; Chordata; Mammalia; Artiodactyla; Hippopotamidae. The record is from RefSeq and is a predicted model, not a curated record. The coding region runs from base 1 to 381 and encodes 126 amino acids.
AUGAAGCUGUCCAGUGCCAUCCCUUGGGCCUUGCUGCUCAGCUCAGCUACACUGGUUUCAAGUGCAUGGAACAGAAAAUGUGUCUGGACCAUCCAGAUGGACCCAGGUUACAAAGUUGUUCUGGCAAUACCCCCUGCCAACUUUGACUGUAAUGAAGAGUAUGUGGAAAUCCACAGUGGGUUGGAAAGAUCUGAUAACUUUUUGAAGCUUUGUGGAGGAGCAAGUAUUUACUAUCGAUCUCCUUUUAAUGUCAUGACCAUCAAGUACACCAGAAAAUUUCAGCAUCCAGCCUCUUCGUUUGAUAUAUAUUUCUAUGCGUAUCCAGAAAUCCCUUCUGCACAUAUGGCUUAUUCUACCACUGCUAACAUCCGUGCCCAGUAG